UGAAGAAGGCGAUUAGUAGCGCGCCAGAGAUCACCCGCAGGUUGCCAUGGCAGCGCUUUGAAGCGCAUGGUGGAAGCACAAUUUGGAGAACAUAAAGUGGGCAAAUGUCUUAAAGCCACGUGGACCCGGUCCGGAAUCAUAAUUUGGGGUUAAUUCACUUUUUGGUCACCCAAAACAUUUUAAUUAAAGAAACAAUUAGCAAUAAAUUAUGAAUAAAUGUACGCCGACAAUUACAUAAUAAAUUUACGCACAAAAUAAGCUUAAAGAAGGUGAGUAUUGUUCAAAUAAAAAAUAAUAUAAAUAAUUCUCAAAACAAUUUACACUCACGUGUCUCCCUGUAUUUGAUUUUUAACGAAAUAUUUUAUGAAAAUGUAAUCAUUUUAAACGAAUUUGACUGUUUUGCGCAUGUCCAACUGAUUCCUUUCUUUUGCGCGUCAGUUUGUGCACCAUUAGAAUAAAGUAAUUAAAUGGUAACCUUCAUUUUUUUAUUCUUGGUCCUUAUUUUUGCUGUUAAAACCCUCAUUAGAAAUGUUCAUGCUGUUGCUGCUCCUUCAGACCAAGUUUGGGAAACAAAAGCGAACAUAAAAACAGCUGGCACGGGUGGGAACGAGCGCCCAGCAUCUGGUUUGGUGCUUAAAAGGAGCUUUUGUGACGCCUGAACACGCGGGUUUCAGGCUGACCUGCAGGCAGCGCACACUUGACGAUAGGGUGUGAUCUCAUCAUGCUGCUCCUUACAUGAACAAUACGCUACAAAUAUUCCACAGUUUCAACCUUUUAUGCCUCAAAAUCUCAAAAAUGUGCAGAGAAACACUCAGAUUAAAAAUGUCCUCACUUGGAAUAAACCUUUGUGUUGUUUUAAUCCCAGAUUGGGGAUGUCUCACACAUCAUAAAAAGAAGUCACAGCCGCUCUCUUUCUCACUUCACGUUUGUUCCCACGAGCAGAACAAGCGUUUCCCAUGGUCUCACUUCACCACAGCAUCUUCAGAAAGGGCUGAAAGGGAUCCGCACAAAAGUUAAACAAUGAAUAAAUGGUGUUCUGUUUGUCAUUUGACUUCAAUAUGAUGAACAAAGUUCUGAUUUUUUUCCGAAAAUUGUUUUAAUUUGAAACCCAUGAAAAAAUCCUGCAAAAAUAGCUAAAAUGCUGACAAAAGGUUACUUUAAGCACUAAAAGUAAUUUAGAAAACAAAAUUAAUUCACUUAAUUGGUGCUUAAAUUUUUGUCUAACUUACCCAAAAAAUUGACAUCCUAAAUUAAAAGUAUUUGGGUAUAGUAUAAAACUAAAUACAAGUAUAUAAAAAAACUAAAUAAAGAAGAAAAAAUGUAGCAAUAAUAGAUAUUUACCUAUUUUGUCAACAUUUAUUUUAAAUGGUGAAAUGAAAGAGUCAAAUGUUCUUUUUAACAUUAUGAAUAGAUUUGAAAAUACUAAAAACUGUUUAAUUAUUAUCAUAAAAUAGAUUUUUAAGAAUCACAAAUAUCACAAAAAAAUCCAACAGUUUUUACAUCAUAAACAUUGAAAUUUCUAAAGAAUAUUUGUAAGCAAAAAACAAAAUAAUCACCAAGGAAAAAUAAAAUAAUAUAGUUGUUCAUUUUAAUGCACUACUAUUCACAUUUUGACAUUCUUUGAAACAGAAAACUUCUCCCAGUUUCCCAGUGACGUCACCAAGCUGUCAGCCAAUCAGAGAGGGGGAUCUGCUCCCCUAUAAGCCCCUCACAGGGGCAGAAGCUGCUCCUUUGCAGAGACUUUUGGGUCACACCAGGAGGAGAAAUGACCAGGAGGCAGCAAACCACGGAGGAUGGCAGGAGCAGGAAACGGAUUCUGAAGCCAGUUGUGGAGAAGAAGCGAAGAGAUCGUAUAAAUCAAAGUCUCGCUGAACUGAGAAGUUUGCUGUUGAAUUUCACGUCCGAUCCUCGGCUGCAGAAUCCUAAGCUAGAGAAGGCAGAGAUUCUGGACUUGGCUGUGGAGUACCUUAAGAAGUGGACAGAUAGAAAGAACACAAGAGAUGCAGAGUCCAGUGCUCCUCCUCUCCUCAGCACUGAAACUGCAGGUAUCCAGCAGUCAGUGUCCCAGCUGACCAGCUUCAUGCGCAAGAUGACCCCCCCACAGAGGACGCGCCUCAUCGAGACGCUGAGGCAUCACGCCGACAGUCUGCAGACACGACCAGACCACCCCGACACCGCCGAAUCCCUCUGCAAAUGGGACAAUUCCUCCUUCCAGCCUCCGUCCUGCUCCCCGCCAUGCCACGACUAUCUGUCCCCCCCUACCUCCCCCUGGUUCCCCCACUCCUUCCCCACGUUCCCGUCCUUUGCCUGUUGCUUCCCCUCUCCCCCUAACCUGUCACCUCCGUCCUCCAACACCUUCAGUUUCUCGCCCGCGUUUCCUCACACCAGCCCUCUUGGCCUCCACGUCCCACUUCUCACAUCGCUUAGACACCCCCCCAGCCUCCCACACAGGGAGGAGCCCGCGCCAAAAUGUUCGAACAUGUGGAGGCCCUGGUUCUGAGGCGACAGCGGCGGCAGAGACACCCAGUGGAAAUAAGCUACAAGAGUGGAGAGGAGUGAC
Messenger RNA from Oryzias melastigma (Indian medaka), 2560 nucleotides. RefSeq names its product hairy-related 11 (gene her11). Gene Ontology annotation, molecular function: protein dimerization activity; DNA-binding transcription factor activity, RNA polymerase II-specific; RNA polymerase II cis-regulatory region sequence-specific DNA binding. Gene Ontology annotation, cellular component: nucleus. Gene Ontology annotation, biological process: regulation of transcription by RNA polymerase II; anterior/posterior pattern specification; regulation of neurogenesis. The transcript is spliced from 4 exons. The record is from RefSeq and is a predicted model, not a curated record. Lineage: Eukaryota; Metazoa; Chordata; Actinopteri; Beloniformes; Adrianichthyidae. The coding region runs from base 1766 to 2500 and encodes 244 amino acids.